This is a messenger RNA of Coccomyxa subellipsoidea C-169, 1941 nucleotides long. Its product is annotated as alpha/beta-hydrolase. The transcript has 14 exons. The record is from RefSeq and is a predicted model, not a curated record. NCBI's taxonomy places the organism in Eukaryota, Viridiplantae, Chlorophyta, Trebouxiophyceae, Coccomyxaceae. Bases 1 to 1941 code for a protein of 646 amino acids. Gene Ontology annotation, biological process: lipid metabolic process.
AUGGCGGAUUUCAAUCUACCCUUGGCAGUUGCUCUGGGAGCCUGCUCCUUCGAGGCCUACAACCUGCCAUACCACAUGUAUGGCAUCAAGGAGCUGCACCCUUGUGGAGCAGAGACGCUGUACAUGGACCCAGCCUAUCUGGAGGAGAUUGUGGAGGGCCUCUUGCGCGUGCAUGUGAGGCAUGCCUUCGGCCUGCAGCCUCAAGGGGAGAAGCAGGAGUGCAACCCAUUUGUCACCGUGGCCCUCGGCCCUGGUGCAGGGAGGACGCAUGCAGUGAAAGGGUCGAGUGAUCCAAUAUGGCGAGAGACGCUAUUUUUGUACGUGCGGGAUUCAGAAACACAGAGCCUCACAGUGCAUGUGGAGCACGCUGCGCGGGAGCCUGAGAACAUAAAUGUUCUGCUGGGCUACGCUGAAAUGAAGGAUUUGAAAAAGCUUUGCGAUGGGGAUGUUCACAACUUGCAACUGGACCUGCAAGGGGAGGGAUGCAGCGGCUCGGUGGAUUUUUCGGUGCGAUAUGAACCUUGCGAGUACAAGGCCGAAGCCAUCGACAGCAUCAAGGCCAAGGCGGUGGGGCAAAUGCUGAUUGAUGACUGGGCUCCUGGGAGGGAGGACUGGUUCGAUGCAGAGUCAGACACAUGGCACUAUGAGCCCGGCGAGGGGGAGCGUUUUCCAGGGCUGGAGGAGGCUGCUCUGGGCGACCAUGUGCAGCAGGUCCUCUCAGAUGCCACAGGGAACCUGUUGACUGAGGGAGUGGACCCCACCAGGGAGGAGUGGAAGGCAUGGACCUCCUUCAGGGACUCCAUCGCUGAGGAGUGGAACCCUGACAGCCUCAAAGCUGUCGCCUUCAUCCUCAACAGGGCGACCAGCACAGAGGUGUGGAUAUACCGCAAUCAGCAGACGAGGGAGGCGGUGAUUGCCUUCCGGGGCACGAGUAAUCCGCAGGACAUGAUGACUGAUGCGGCGCUCGCCAUGUCAGCAUUCAGCCCCGGGCACCGCAGCGGCGGCAGCAAGUCGCCUAAUGACGUGGCAGCUGAGCUGUCGGAUGAGGAAGUCCUACAGGGGCCGCUGGGCGGCAUCUUUGCCAGCAUCAAGAGCAUGGAGAGGGUGCGGCUGCCAAAGCUUCCAUUUGGGAAGAAAAAGAAGAAGGGGUCAAGGAAAACGCGGCCGCUGAAAGCCGUGCAGGGGUUGAAGGCCUGGGCCAAGGCGCAGUCUGUGAUGCUGUACGGAGUGGAGCACGAUGAGAUCUGGGUGCACGAGGGCUUCAACGAGGCGUACCAAUCGGUGAAGCCGCGUGUGCUGGACAUCUUCGAUGAGAUCAUUGGCGAGUGCGUCAACAGCCGCAGCCCCGCCGCCGGCAAAUCGAACGAUGACAGGUGGCGAGUGUAUCUCACCGGCCACUCCAUGGGCGGCGCGCUGGCCACGCUGUGUGCGUACGAGCUGGCGGCGAGGGAUUAUGGGAAUGUGCCAGAGCCAGCGGUAACAAUGUACAGCUUUGGGCAGCCCAGAGUGGGCAACCUGCCGUUCUCCUCUGACUACGACGAGGUGGUACCGGACAGCUGGAGGGUGAAGAAUGCGAACGACAUAGUCACGCGCGUUCCCUCCCUGCUGGGCUACCACCACAUCGGCGUCGAGGUGCAGAUGUUCCCUGACGGGCAGCUCACAAUCUCGCGCGAAACCUCCGACGACCUCCGCGAGGGCGCCUUUGCAGCAGACAUCAUCCCUAAGAUCAAUGAGGGGAUGCUAGGGGACGAUCCGAAGGCCAAGGAGGAGUUUGAGGCGCUAGCAAAGGCCGACAUGGAGGUGUGGAAGAGCAUCAUGAGCGGCGCUGCCAUCAUGGAGCACAUGGAGGAUAAGUACCACGACAUGCUCAAGAAAUGUGUGGAGAAGCGCGAUGAGGGCGGAAAGCUACCAGUGAAGAACCUGGCUGAAACAGGGGAAUAA